Aspergillus heteromorphus CBS 117.55 is the source of this 1076-nucleotide messenger RNA. RefSeq lists its product as uncharacterized. Lineage: Eukaryota; Fungi; Ascomycota; Eurotiomycetes; Eurotiales; Aspergillaceae. The record is from RefSeq and is a predicted model, not a curated record. Bases 397 to 1014 code for a protein of 205 amino acids. The transcript has a single exon.
AAAGAGUGACUUGGCCAGUCGAGCAGGCAUUUCCAGGCCUCUCCGCUACCCGGACAUGUACAAGAAUGCGGUAACCCGCGUCCGGGACUUAUACAAAACCUGGAAGAAUAAGUCCCUGGAUCUAGCGCUGAGAAAAUUUAAUAAUUGGAUUCUGACACUCACACCUCGGCAGGCGCACAAGAUUCGUGCCUCAAUGGAUUUUAUUCUUGUGAACCAGGCCAUAGCUAGCCGGUUUGAACUUAGCUGGGUAUUUGAUAUUUUUCCUUGGGCUCAGCAGGUGAUAUCCAUCGAUGACUGCUCUACUCUGGGUCAGGACUGGUUGAAGUGUAAGUAGAGGAGUUGGUGAAAGGCUUUUGCAGAUGAUACUAAUUAAGAUUAGAUAUCACAACCCAGCUGAUGACCAUGACCUAUUUUGCCAGUCUCACUGAGCAGGACUUUAUGCAUUGCUCAAAGCUCAGAACAUAUAAUAAAUGGAACCGCCACGCUGUGCUGCAUAUGUUUGAUGACUUGCAUACAUGCAAGCGAUUUCAAGAUAAGCUUAGCAUUGGAGACUUCCCCCAGCGAUUAAAGCCUGCGUUUAGAAUACGCCGUGGUCAAUGGAAAAUCAAUAUCAAUGAGCUCCCAGAAGGUGAUCCUGCUGCAGUACAUCGGGAGGAACGCCCCCUUCUAGAUGAUUCUGACAUAUCAGGUUCGAGUGAUGGUGAAACACAUGCCACUGUGUCCCAUUUGCCAGAACAGUGCCAGGUGGGUCAGAAUCUGAAUGGGGCGGCUGCAGCACUGCCUGCCACUGGUAGCCAGAGGCAGCAGCACCGAAAGAAGAAUGCAGGUGGUAAUGAUGGUGGGAGUGAGUAUGCAAGUGAGGAUGGGUAUGAGAACAGGAGUGAGGAUGGGUAUGAGAAUGAGAAUCACAGCACUCUAUAUGUGCAGGGCAGGGAGAAUGAAGACAGCAACACUGGACCAGAGCCGCAAGGUGGCUACAGGACAAGAAAAGGAAAACAACCAGCCCGGAACUGAAAUAUACACACAGUAUGAUGUUCAAGGGUAUACUAGGUGAUGGAGCAUAUCUGGCUGUUUUG